Rhizopus microsporus ATCC 52813 is the source of this 469-nucleotide messenger RNA. RefSeq lists its product as uncharacterized. Gene Ontology annotation, biological process: DNA repair. The record is from RefSeq and is a predicted model, not a curated record. Lineage: Eukaryota; Fungi; Mucoromycota; Mucoromycetes; Mucorales; Rhizopodaceae. The transcript has 2 exons. The coding region runs from base 107 to 430 and encodes 107 amino acids. Gene Ontology annotation, molecular function: ATP-dependent DNA damage sensor activity; ATP binding; DNA binding.
GUCAUAUCUCUAUUUAUGCAGAACAAACUCGUCACCUGCCUAACCAAGAAAAAAAAAAGGCAUUUCAUUGGCCACUGUAACUCUAAUUUUUGUUGUUAUUGUUGUAAUGAAGAGUGAAUUAGAGUCUUUGACAAAGUCUUUGGGUGUAUUUGAAAAGUUAGAGGAAGGACUAGAUUCAUUUGAAGAACUGAUACCAAGAUCAGCGUCCGAACUACAGCAUGUAUUGCACAUUGAUCAAGCUUCAGUCGAAUCUAUCCUUGACGCUGCUUCAGCCGAGGCUUACGACUGGAGAUUGAGAGAAAAGGCAGGGAGGGAGCUUGUAGAUAUACAAUCGAAUACGACAUUAACAACAGGCGACGAUACAAUAGAUAAGCUACUAGGAGGUGGUAUACCACUCGGAACGAUCACUGAGAUUGUAGGAGAAAGGUAGCUGUGAUGUAUAUAAAUUCGUUCAAAUCAGAGGAAUAAU